GCGGACCGGCGACGAAGGAGGAGGCGCGCGUCCCAGGACAGCGAGGAUGAUGACGAGUCCGGGUCGGGUUCGGACAGCGGGAGGUCCGGGUCCCCGUCCUCGAAGCCCCGGGGACGGGAGCCCGACCCGGCGGAGCCGGUCGCGAGCCGGGUCCCGGCGAAGAGCGACGUGGAGUCCGAGUGUUUUACAGGCUUCUGCUUCAUCUGAUCUCUGCUCUCGUUUGGGUCGUCACGGCAGCUCAUCUGCCUCCACCUCCUCCUUUUCCAGCAUCCUCCUCUGUUACUCCACCCCUCUGCAUGUCCUCCUUCACUGCAUCCAUGAACCUCCUCUGAGGUCCUCCUCGUCUCCUCCUGCCUGGCAGCUCCAUUUUCAUCAUCCGCCCUCCCUCCUCUGCACUGGCUCAGAGCUGUCACUCAUUUCUGACGCUCGGUCGCUGUCUACAAAUCAAACAUCACAGCAGGAGAGUGAAGACGGCGUUGGAGAAGCCGUCCUCUCAGAUUACGACAGCGCCGACCCCGAGGACAACGGAUCGCAUUCAGAGGGAGUGGAGGAGGAAGAGGAAGCAGAGCAGUACAGCGAUGAGGAAGCUCCAGCAGCAGCCAGCGAGCCCCACCCCCCCACUACAGACGGCCCUGUGGAGGGAGCGCAGGGAGAGGAGGAGGAGGGCGGAGAAGCUGAGGAGGAAGAAGAGGCUGGAGGGCGGAGCAAAGAGGAGAGCAAAGAAGAGGAGAAGGGAAACCUAGCAGGAGAGCGACAGAGCGGAGACGGACAGGAGUCGACGGAUGACCCGGAGACGAAGGCGGGGGGCAAACCGGGGCAGCAGCUGGACGACGACGAGGACAGGAAGAACCCGGCGUACAUCCCGAGGAAGGGUCUGUUCUUCGAACACGACGUCAGAGGGCACGCUCAGGAGGAGGAGAGGCCGAAAGGCAGAAACAGGAAGUUGUGGAAAGACGAGGGCCGCUGGGAGCACGACAAGUUCAGGGAGGAGGAGCAGGCGCCGAAGAGCCGCGAGGAGCUGAUCGCAAUCUAUGGUUACGACAUCCGAAACGGCGGCGGCCCCGGAGACCGGGGGUACAGACAGCGGAGGCCCAGACCGACUUCGUCUCCCAGCAGAGACAAACGGUGGAGAGAUGGAGGAGGAGAGCGGCCCGUCCGGUCCUGGCAGAACAGGGGAGGAGGUCUGAACCGAGGAGGAGCUCCUCCACCUUCAUCUGUCCACCCCUCCUCUUCGUCGCCAUCCUCUGCACAGCGAAGCAGCAUCCCCUCCAGACCGCCUCCCUCCCGUACCAGACCACCCCAGAGUAACCUGCACCCCCCACCUCCGUCUCACUACAGGAACAAUGAAUCAAACGCACCCCUGGUGCACCACCGAGAGCGGCCGGGUCCUCGGGCUCAGGCGGAGCCUACAGGGGAAAAGGGAGGUGUCAGAGGAGGGCGAGGAGGAAGGGCGCCCUCUGUGGUCAUUGAGGACAUUACAGUCAGUCAGGGAGGGGCCACGGAGCAGGACUUGAGCGUUGGCGCCAUAACACCGGCAGCGUCGCCACAGCCAGGCGGUUACCAGUCCACUUCGCCGAGACGCCAGCAGGAGCAGCGAGGCGGCACGGACAGAUCUGCAUCAGGACUGGCCGCUUCCUCUUCCGGCUCCGACCCCUCCCUUCAGUCGGCAGCAGCGACCAAUCGGGAAGCUUCCCCUCCCGCCGAGCGGCCAGUGGAGCGCAAGUCUUACUCGCUGGCUCGCAGGACUCGCUCGCGUCCCGCAGACCUGGGCAGUAAACAGGCGUCUGUGGAGGAGUCCGUUGCCGGGGGCAACACAUCUUCUCCCAGCAACGUGGGGGGAAAGAGCUGGUCGGGUGGAGGCGACGCACCGAGCCAGGCGGGAGGAGGUGUGACGGAGCUGGACCAGGACGUGGCUCGGCUCAAUCUGGCCAGGCAGAGCUGGAGCCCAACCUCGUACAUGCGGUCUGAGAUGAGAGGCCUUCCUAACCCCCUGCACAUGCCCAGCGGCCCGCCGCAGUUCUCCAGCAUCGAGGAGAUGGGUGUCGGCAACAACCGGGCCAAACGCUACUCCUCCCAGCGACAGAGAGCCGUGCCCGAGCCGGCGCCACCCAUGCACCUGGGAGUGAUGGAGGGACACUACUAUGAGCCCAUGUCGUACCAGGGACCAAUCUAUGCCCACGGGGAUAGCCCCGCCCCCAUGCCGCCACAGGGCAUGCUGGUGCAGCCUGAGAUGCACAUCCCGCAUCCCGGUCUCCAUCCCCACCAAUCAGGAGGCCCCAUCGCUAACCCCGCCCUAUACGGAGGCCCACCAGUGUCCCUGUCACCAGGGCAACCACAGCAACUGCUGCCACCGCCUUUCUACCCUCCACCGGGGGUCAUGACCUUCCCCUACCCCACCAUGUACCCAAACCCACAGGGUCAGGCCCAGGUGACCUACGGAGGCGUGACGUACUACGACACGGUGCAGCAGCAGGCCCAGCCCAAGCCUUCGCCCCCCCGCCGCACAUCCCAGCCCGUCACUGUCAAGCCCCCCCCUCCGGAGGUGCCCUUUGCCUCAGAGUGACUCUGCCCCUCACCCCUCCCUGCCACUCCAUCUCAGCCUCACUCUGGUCCAAAAACUGUAGGAGCGGGGUGGGCGGGUCGGUGAGGAGCUGCGGUCCAAAAACUUCCACCAUGGUAAAGGAGGGAGGGCGGGAUGGAGACAGGCUCCGCCCACAGCAUCGCUGGUGGAUUCAGACUUUCUCCCCCUUCUGUUUUUGUUUUUUUUUUUCUUUGUUUAGCCCGUGUAGCAGUCGGGCGGGUCGGCGGUUCGAUGCUGUAUCUUUGAGCAAAAUGGGACUGACGAGUUCACGAGGAGUCGACCUCGGCGCUGUCGGUGCUCUCAGAGUAUUUUUAUUUGUUUUCACGUUUUCUGUUGAAUCCUGGAAACGGUUUUCUGCGUCAGGCGCUCCUCCUGCAGGAGGACGCGUCGUCAUCCAUCCGUCGCAGUUACAGAGUUUGAAUACAGCUCGGCUUGUUUUGGCUUCUGCUCAGUGCUCAUUCCUCUAACUUUAAAUGUGUAAUCAGCAGAUAAACAUGUAAUAAACGGUUAAUAACACUUUAUAAAGGUGCGGUAACUCCUGUGGGCGCUCAGAGGUGCAGGUAGAGCAAAAAUCGCUUCCUCUGUGUUCGCACGGCCGUAGUUUAGCGAGACGUCACGUUUGUUUCAGCGUUCAGUGAAACUGCAGUUCAAACUUUAAAGAUGAAACGAGACUUAAAACCUGGAGGAAACAAAAACAACUAGAAUAAAAUCCAGAGCGAGUACUUCUCUCUGACAGCAUCACUGCAGCUAAACGCACUCAAACAUUCCUGAAUGUUCCUAAUCCGGAAUAUUUUGCUGUGUUGUUUGAUCAGAACAGUUUCACACGUGUGAAACUCGUGAAUAAACUGAGUUUAACGACUUGUUUCUGUUUAAACAGAUUGUUUUGACAUUUCUGAGUGUUUUUGAGCAACUUCAGGAAAAUAAUUCCAGCUUCUCGGUUUUCCUUAUAAUCGUAAUUCAAACUGCAGACCUGUGACAGGGGGCGGGGUUUAGGGUUCAGCAUUAAAAGAAGAGUUAUGUAUUUUGUGAUAAAUGAAGAGAAUAAUUAGCAGAUUAAACAUCAGAUAGUUUAAGUUGAAUUAAGCUAAACUUUUCUUCAUCCUUUAUGAAGGCCUCGAGUCCUGUAACGGCGCCGCGUCCCUUUAACGUGCGGCUGUCUGCCCUCCUGAGCGUACACGUGUCACUUCCUGUUGCGAUGGGGAGUUGGGGCAGGUGGAGGCGGUUCGUGUUGCUGUACAGGCGUACGUGUAAAUAGAAGCUGCAGAGUAGAAACAUAUUCUAAUAGGCAUAGAGGAGCUUCGGCAGGGACCUCGAGCGAAUCGAUGGAUGGAUGAUGGAGAGCGGCCGUGUGGGUUUGGUUUCCUCUGUUCUCACGUCUGUUUCUUUGGGUUUAUUAUCGUUGUUGUUGUUGGUGCGUGCCGCCUCGUGUCUUUGUUUUCUGCACGCAGGAAGCUCGAACUAAAACUUGAUGAAGAACACCAGGCUGUCAUGUUUCUGUUUGUUUGCGCUCCGUGUUCUGGGAGCUCGUGGUUGGAGGUUAGCGUUCCUCCUCCUCUCGUUAAAUUCGGGGAGUUGUUUGACUGAUGGGUGAGGACAGAAGCGCGUUGCCGUUAGAAACACCUGCCGUUCAGCCCGUUAGCAGGAUCGUCAGGAGAAAACAGGUUGAAUUUAACAGGAACAUUAAUCGUUCCUGAUCCCCGUGCUGAUGUUUGAUUGGGGAGAUUCCUCUGAUGGUGGGGCCUCGGAUUCAGUGGGAGGAAGUCGGGGUUUUGGUGCUUGCCAUCAGAAACGACACCGCUCUGAUCUUCGUUCACCUUCAUCGGAGGAGGAAGAGGAGGCCUUCGGCUGUGACGGUAGCUUCAGCUCGCUUCAGCUCCAACCGUUAAUGUCCACUGAUGUUUCAAUAAAGUUUAGAGACGUUUCCUGUUCUCUGGGUCUUCCUCUUUGUUUUCUUCUCUCAAAUAAAUCCUGCAGAGCUGGAGUUGGGCUGACUGCUGUGUGACCUUUGACCCGAGCCGCCCACACUGUUCACUGUAGCUAUGUCCCAACUCAUAGGCUGCAUCCUUCGGAGGACCCUUCGGAGAAGGCCGGAAGUGAGCGGCUGUGAAAUGGGACGGUCUAGCUUUCAGAUCUGCGUCACCGCUGUCUCGGUGGAGUUUAAUAAACUCGGCCGUCUUGCUAUCUGAAAUAUAACGGGACACUGGAGUAAACUCUCGACCAUCUCACACUUCUGUUUAAUCAGUUUUCUGUUUGACGUUUAUUCAUCUGUGUAAAAACUAGAACUUUAAUCUCAGCCAAACCGAUUUACUCAGGAACAAAUAAAACACUGAAAAAAGCCAAACAAUAACAUGUUUAGGUUAUCUGAGUGACUUAUAUAUCACGUUUAACCUGAGUAGUGAAAGACCGCAGGGGGGGGUUUGAAAGCGAUGUGCCAGGAGUCUCAGUGGCCCGAGUGACCCUCGACCUCCCGGUCAGCGAUCGAGCUGGUGGGUAACAGACGUCUCUGAAAACGUCGCAGCACUUUUGCAAAUAUAUGAUGUCUUGAUAAACUGAGCAGAUAUUUGAAUUUACACAGCUACAUUCUCGCCUGAAAAUAUGUUAAAAGUUUAUUUUGUGACCCAGGAAGAAGAAUAAGAGUAAUAUUAACGCUAAAGGCUGCCACCAUUGUUGGAAACUGGAAUUGGCUGGGCCACACUAUGAAUUCUGGGAUAGGUGGGCCACAAAGGAUACACCCGACCCAUCCUUCAAAUCUGGGGAAAAGGAGGACGCAUUUGGAGGAGUCUUCGAAUCGGGAUAGCCUUCGUCACCUGGCUGUGAUGUAAUCGGCCUACAAAUGCAGCCUAUGAAUCGGGACAUACCUUGUGACCGCAGGGCUGUUAUUUUACAGUGAUGAUGAUGAUGACUACAUUGAUUUGGUUCUGUUUCUAUGUGGAGAAUGUCGUCGUCCACGCAGAGGGUCAAUAAAGAACC
This is a messenger RNA of Pelmatolapia mariae (spotted tilapia), 5551 nucleotides long. RefSeq names its product casc3 exon junction complex subunit (gene casc3). Lineage: Eukaryota; Metazoa; Chordata; Actinopteri; Cichliformes; Cichlidae. Gene Ontology annotation, cellular component: exon-exon junction complex. Gene Ontology annotation, biological process: mRNA processing. Gene Ontology annotation, molecular function: mRNA binding. The transcript is spliced from 13 exons. The record is from RefSeq and is a predicted model, not a curated record. Bases 47 to 2563 code for a protein of 838 amino acids.